AUGAACUAUAUCUUAGCACUUUUGGCUUUCUCUCAGUUCUGCUUCAUUUUUGCUCAAGUCAACACAAAUCAUAGAUCAGCGGUGCGAUCCUUCGUGUUUGAGGAAGCUCACCACCCUACCGUUAUUGAAAAAAGGCAGGGUAAUGGUCAAGACCUCUCAGAACAAGAUCGUGCUAUGACCUGCCGAGUCAGCGACAAGUAUCCAAAACAAACAGGCAAGGCGCGAAACUGCUUUCAGGCUAUUGCUCAACUGUAUAUUAUCCAGCCUUCCCCACCCUGUGCCAUUUGUGACACCUGUGCGGUCAUGCCAAUCACUCGCGAAAUGGACCCCUUAGCGGGUAUCAAUGGGCUACCACCUACAUACCCGCAAGACGACAUGAAUGCAGCAUACAACAAUAUGUUCAGCAAUAGCGUGUUGGUUUCAACAGGAAAGAAGCAAUGUCCAAAAUACGAACUUCCAACCGGUGUGACAAUUGGAAACCUCCCCGGUCCCAUGUUUGCAAACUAUCUUCUGGGAAUGAAUGACGAUCAGGGUGUCGGCUGUAAAGCUUGUAGCUCAGAUCUCACUGAGGAUGUCCGUGUGAAUGGAGGUUGA
This is a messenger RNA of Melampsora larici-populina 98AG31, 594 nucleotides long. RefSeq lists its product as uncharacterized. Lineage: Eukaryota; Fungi; Basidiomycota; Pucciniomycetes; Pucciniales; Melampsoraceae. The transcript is spliced from 5 exons. Bases 1 to 594 code for a protein of 197 amino acids. The record is from RefSeq and is a predicted model, not a curated record.